Molecule: messenger RNA, 1656 nt
Organism: Haplochromis burtoni (Burton's mouthbrooder)
Lineage: Eukaryota; Metazoa; Chordata; Actinopteri; Cichliformes; Cichlidae
Product: alpha-amylase
Exons: 9
Coding region: 54-1592 (512 amino acids)
Biological process (GO): carbohydrate metabolic process
Molecular function (GO): cation binding; alpha-amylase activity
Source: RefSeq, a predicted model, not a curated record
GAAAACACUGCGGCAGAGUGUGACUGCUUUUGGUUUUCUCAUCGAUCAAAAGCAUGAAGUUGUUCGUCUUGGUGGCUCUGUUCGGGCUUGGCCUUGCCCAGCACAACCCCCAAUUUAAGAAUGGAAGGACUGCCAUCGUCCACCUGUUUGAAUGGCGUUGGGCUGACAUUGCUCAAGAGUGUGAACGCUUCUUGGGUCCCAAAGGCUUUGGCGGAGUUCAGAUCUCUCCUCCAAAUGAACACAUUCUGGUGAACAGUCCCUUCAGGCCCUGGUGGCAGAGAUACCAGCCAAUCAGCUACAACCUCUGCUCAAGAUCUGGCAGUGAGGCAGAACUGAAAGACAUGAUCUCCCGCUGCAACAAUGUUGGGGUUAACAUAUAUGUGGAUGCUGUUAUCAACCACAUGUGUGGAUCUGGUGGCGGAGCAGGAACCCACUCUUCAUGUGGAAGCUGGUUUGAUGCUGGCAAAGAAGACUUCCCCAGUGUCCCGUAUUCUAACUUGGACUUCAAUGACAAUAAAUGCAAGACUGGGAGUGGUGAAAUUGAGAACUAUGGUGAUAUAUAUCAGGUACGUGACUGCCGUCUGGUGGGUCUGCUGGAUCUUGCCCUGGAGAAAGACUAUGUUAGGGGCAAAGUGGCCGAGUUCAUGAACAAGCUGAUUAACAUGGGUGUGGCUGGAUUCAGAGUGGAUGCCUGCAAGCACAUGUGGCCUGGUGAUCUGAGUGCUGUCUAUGGUCGUCUGAACAACCUUAACACCCAGUGGUUCCCCGGUGGCGCCAGACCUUUCAUCUUUCAGGAGGUUAUUGAUCUGGGAGGUGAGCCCAUUACGUCUAAUGAGUACGUCGGCCUUGGAAGAGUGACUGAGUUUAAAUAUGGUGCCAAAAUGGGAGAGGUCUUCAGAAAGUGGAACAACCAGAAGCUUUCCUACACUAAGAACUGGGGAGAAGGAUGGGGUUUCAUGGCUAACGGGAAUGCUCUCGUCUUCACUGACAACCAUGAUAACCAAAGAGGCCAUGGUGCUGGCGGUGCAUCCAUCCUUACAUUCUGGGACCCCAGGCUCUACAAGAUGGCUGUUGCUUACAUGCUUGCCCACCCUUACGGUGUAACCAGGGUCAUGUCUAGCUAUCGGUGGGACCGCAACAUUGUAAACGGACAAGAUCAGAAUGACUGGAUUGGACCCCCCAGCAAUGGUGAUGGGUCAACCAAGCCUGUUACUAUCAACUCUGACCAGACCUGUGGGAAUGGAUGGGUUUGUGAGCAUAGAUGGCGUCAGAUCACUAACAUGGUCACUUUCCGUAAUGUGGUCAAUGGACAGCCUCACUCCAACUGGUGGGACAACCAGGGCAACCAGGUUGCCUUUGGGCGUGGUAACCGUGGUUUCAUCGUUUUUAACAAUGAGGACUGGGACCUGAAUGUCACCCUGAACACAGGCUUGCCUGGUGGCACCUACUGUGAUGUCAUUUCUGGUCAGAAGGAAGGAAGCAGAUGCACUGGGAAGCAGGUCAGUGUUGGUGGUGAUGGCCGUGCCACCUUCUCAAUCAGUGGCAAAGAUGAGGACCCCUUCAUCGCUAUCCAUGCAGAUUCUAAGCUGUAAAUCCCAGAAAUAUGACUUCAAAUAAAUCUUUAAAAUUCAAAUAAAGCUUAUUUUAAAAACUGAA